CCUGAGGCUCAAGUGUGGCAGGGCAGCAAGAAAAGAGACCAAAGCUAAAUAUCUCUAAGUCUUAAGGUGGACCACACAGCGAGCUCUGCGCUAGGCUGAUGGAUUUGCUCACCAAAGCCUGUCCAGUGUUUGCUGAGAUCAACUGUUCUGUCCUCAACUGUAGAGUGUGACCGUGUUAGCUGGACUCUGGUUGGAUGUACAGCGUUACAUGAUGUACGCGGCUGGAGCUCAGGCACCAAGAAGGGAUCCAUGUGCAACACUCGUGGACUAAAGUGAGGAAUUAUUAACAGCUGGAAAAACUCUUCUGGAAAAACCAAGAAAACCUGCCCUGGUUCAUUUUUUCCCCCCUAGUUUGUUACAGAAAACUAGACGGGGUAAUAAAUGAACCCACACCACGAGGGAUCACCACCACGUCUCAUCGUAACAAACAAUGUUCCAGGAGAACCAUCUGACUGCAACACUCCUGGCCUCCGUCCUGGCUACAGUCCUGGGCUCUCUGCAGAUUGGCUACCACACUGGGAACGUCAACGCUCCAGCCAAGAUCAUUGAAGAGUUUUUCAACAAAACCUGGACAACCAGACACAACCAAUCGAUGCCUGAUCACAGCCUGACUCUGCUGUGGUCUCUUUCUGUCAGCUUUAAGGACUUUGGAGCUCUGCUGGGGUCACUGGGGGUCAAAUACCUGGCAGAUUCUUAUGGCAGGCGUAACUCUAUCUUGAUUGUCAACAGUCUGUCUGUGGCCGGAGCGUGCUCAAUGUUUGCCUCCAAAGCCAGCGAGUUGUUUGAGGUUCUCAUCCUGGGACGGUUCAUUUUUGGUCUGUUCUGUGGUUUGGCGAUGAGCCUCAACCCUCUAUACAUCCAGGAAGUAUCCCCUACCAGUCUGAGAGGGGCCUUUGCCACACUGAACCAGGUGUCUUUUGCCUCUGGCACCCUGGUUGGGAUGGUGGUUGGUCUGGAGACGGUGCUGGGCACAGAGAAUUACUGGGCGGUGAUGUUGUCCUUGUCUCUGAUCCCAGCUGUUAUACAGUAUCUGGUCCUGCCUUUCUGCCCCGAAAGUCCUCGGUAUCUGCUCCUAAACCGGGGAGAGGCGAGCAAAGCAGAAGCUGCCCUCCUGAGGCUGAGAUGUAGUGCAGACUGGGUGUCUCGUGAGCUGAAGGAGAUGGAAGAGGAGGCAACACACACUCAGGGCGGCCUCACCGUCUGCGACUUCUUCAACAAAAGGAGUUACCGACAGCCAAUCAUCAUUAUUUUUGCCAUCACAUUGGGAAGCCAGCUGUCUGGCUUUAAUGCGAUAAUAAACUAUUCCACCAGAAUGUUCCAGGCCAAGUUUCAUAGAGCCAAAUAUCUGACUCUGGGAGUGGGAGUCGUUAAUGUGACCUUCACUUUAGUGGCAUUCUUCCUGAUGGAAAGGGCGGGGAGGAGGAAGCUGCUGCUGACGGGUUUUUUGUCCAUCGCAGUGAGCAACUUACUUCUGACCACAGUGGAUUCUGUCCUGUACCUGGUCCCAGAUCUGCUGAGUCUUCAGGUGCUGCUGGUUUUCAGUGUGAUCUCAGCCUACGAGCUGGGUCCUGGUCCCAUCUCCUGGUUCAUUGCUGCUGAGCUGUUCGACCAGCCGGGCAGACCCAUCGCCAUGAGCUUCACCAGCAUGCUCAACUGGGGAGGGAAGUUUGUACUGGCGCUCCUCUUUCCUCCAUUACUGAAAAGCUGUGGUGCUUAUGUCUACCUCCUCUUUAUGGCCGUGGCUCUGCUUGCCUUCACCCUGACGUGGCUUCUCCUCCCAGAGACUAAAGGACGGACAUUUGAUGACAUCACAGAGGAGUUCAGAGGAGCAGAGGGAAUCCCUUUGCACAACAGCACUGGAUUCAACACUUUCAACUGAAGAGCCUGUUGUUUAAAUCUGAAAGCAGGAAAUGCAGUCAAGAGAAAACAUCUGGAAGUGCACUAACUGGAGGGGUGUGUUUGUUGCAAGUUACAGAGCGUGUAGAGUUUUAAAAGUCAUUAAAGUGAAUCCUUUUGGACCUGGUCACCUUGAUAA
Nothobranchius furzeri (turquoise killifish) is the source of this 2035-nucleotide messenger RNA. It is a transcript of the gene slc2a1c, whose product is annotated as solute carrier family 2, facilitated glucose transporter member 1. Gene Ontology annotation, cellular component: apical plasma membrane; basolateral plasma membrane; plasma membrane. Gene Ontology annotation, molecular function: D-glucose transmembrane transporter activity. Lineage: Eukaryota; Metazoa; Chordata; Actinopteri; Cyprinodontiformes; Nothobranchiidae. Gene Ontology annotation, biological process: dehydroascorbic acid transport; response to insulin. The record is from RefSeq and is a predicted model, not a curated record.